Mollisia scopiformis is the source of this 2064-nucleotide messenger RNA. RefSeq lists its product as uncharacterized. The transcript has 8 exons. Lineage: Eukaryota; Fungi; Ascomycota; Leotiomycetes; Helotiales; Mollisiaceae. The coding region runs from base 300 to 1949 and encodes 549 amino acids. The record is from RefSeq and is a predicted model, not a curated record.
GGAGCAGGCGGAUUUGAGAGCAUCCACAUCAAAACCCGAAUCAUACUAUCCUCUUUCUCACCUUGCUGAUUUCGUGCUUAGUCGUGUUUGCACGGCCCCAGGUUCUAGGAAUCUGCAUGACCUAAGCUGGUCAGCCUCAAGCGACUAAGCUAAUUCUAGAUAUUGGUCCCUUGUUGAACAUGGGUAACCUUUACCAGGGGCGAGCUCUUUUCUAUACCUACUACCCAUUUGACCUAACCUUGCCUUUACUCAUCAUUUUGGUUUGAUUUACCCAACUCUGCCGUGCAAAAACUAUCACAAUGGACAUCACCGACAAAAAGCAGUCCGCUAUGAAACUAGUAUUCAUUACACAAGUGGCUUCCGUGAAGAAAAGCAAAGAGACAUCCACUAUCAUAAGAAAGCAUGUGAUGCGCGACAUUGGCAAAUCGAGACGGAAGCAGCGCCGCUACCCUCAAACGUCCCUGGAAUCACCCGAAUCUAUCAGUCGACUGGGUCGACAGCAGCUAUCUGUACCCAGAGAGACGCCAGUGCUGCCAUGGGUCGAAUCGCAAGAGGAGAAUGGUCCCCUACUAGCACAACCAGAGCCUCCACAUCAACAUGACCCCGCCAAAAGUACAGGGGCGGGGUCGUACCCAGAUAGUCAACAUCGACAGCCACCGAACGGAAUAUUUGUACCAGCAGAUGUAGAACGUCCCGCUAUCGACCGAACAUGGACGGGUCGUUCCGAUCCUUUUGUCAAAUUCCCUGUGGAGAUGAAUGACAGAAUACGGGAACUCAUUGAUCUCGCCUUCGACGACCGAUACAUCAAUAUUGGACCAUUCAGAGAUGCAUGUCUGCCAGUAGGUAUGCUGGACGAGGCUGCCUUCCACCAAGUCUUAUCAAAUGCGCUGCUCAAUAUCGCCAGUCGCCGUCCCACCGGCGCUCAAACGGAAACUUAUGAUGCCAUGAACCAUCAUGCGUUGGCCAUAAACUCCAUAAACGAACGAAUAAAGGAUGUCAAAACUGCAACGUCAGAUGGUUUUAUCGGGGCGGUGGCUGGGUUUAUGUGCUAUCAUGCUUACACUGGCAACUUGGCCGCAUGCCAGACUCAUAUGAAAGGCGUGGAAGAGUUGAUACGUUUAAGAGGCGGAGUGGAGACCCUUGAUUCGAAUAAACCCGUCAGGUUGCUCCUUGGAUGGUCUGAUGUGGGUGGGUCUGCGAUCGAGGACUCACAGCCACGAUUUCCCUUACCCCAAAAAUUACUUCCCGAGAUAGACAGUUUUCAACCGUGCCAAGCAAUAAGUAACCAAAUCGAUGACAUUCUUACCAUCUGGUCGUAUAGAUUCCCAAGUCACGUAACCAUGCUAAUCCUCAUUGGCGACUUGUUGAGAUUCAAUAACCACCUUAAACGAGAAAUGGAACGUACAGAUGGACGUAUACUAAGCAACGGAGACUUCGCCACUGGAUACCUGUUUCCACUGCUCCACCGAACAUUGAGCCUUGCCGGCGACGCAAUCAUUGCUGCUCCUGACGAUCUAAAUGUCUUACAGGCGUGCCGGAUAGGAUGCACACUCUACCUCGCAGAGAUUCGUCGCCUCUUCGGCAUCUGUGGUGUGAUAACCUCUUUACAGACACAAAAGCUACAGCAUUACCUUAGAUCAAGCAUCGCUAACUGGAAAGGUCUUGGCUUGCUGAAGCUUUGGUGUUUAGCAAUGGGUGGGAUGGAAGCUGUGGGAGACUUAAAGGGGUGGUAUGCGGAAGAAAUCAAGCGAGAGGCCUCGUUGAUGGGUUGGGCUACCCCAAGGCAACUGGAAAUGCAAAUGGAGGGGAUGCUAUGGUUUCCAAAAGCGCAUGGCCCAGCUUUCUGGGUACUCUGCAGAGGUCAGGGUCAUGUCGCCGUUGCCCCUGGGACGAAUUCGCUGCAUAGCGGGAAGUGGGAUGCAAAGUGGAAACCGGCUCUUCAGUUGUAGCUUUAUGGUUAGAAAAGUCCUCGCUGAACUUUCCUGCAAUAAUGUUAGUGCCUGUCUAUUGGCAUUGCGAACUGGAACUUUGCCCAAAGAAAAGUCAUAGUGAAAGAAAUACAAG